Messenger RNA from Lottia gigantea (owl limpet), 912 nucleotides. RefSeq lists its product as hypothetical. The record is from RefSeq and is a predicted model, not a curated record. Gene Ontology annotation, molecular function: DNA binding; nucleotide binding; DNA-directed DNA polymerase activity. Bases 1 to 912 code for a protein of 303 amino acids. Lineage: Eukaryota; Metazoa; Mollusca; Gastropoda; Lottiidae. Gene Ontology annotation, biological process: DNA replication. The transcript has a single exon.
AUGGAUGAAAUUUGUCAUGUAUUUAAGGAAUUUAUUUUACAAAGUGAAACACCAAGUGAAACUGAAAGUAUUUCACAAAGUGAAACACAAAGUGAUAAUUCAAGAAGAGAUAACAUAAUUAAUCUAUUCAAAGAAUACAUCGCGAGCACAAAAGACAAAACAGAAGUUGAUUCAAAACUUAAAAAAAUAAAAUGUACUAAACUAAUGGCAUUUGAUGCUAAUGGUUUGUACGCUUCAGCAAUGUCAGAUUUAGACAGUGAAAAUCCAAAAGCGAAAAGUGGAAGACCUUUUCUACCAGAAGAAGAAAGAAAAAUUUUAAAACUCUUCAAUGAACAGAAAUUUAGACCUAGAACAGCUAUUUUAACAGUGUGGUUUAAAAUUCCCAAAACCAUGUUCUUCCAACCGAUACCAGCUACAGAUAAUAUCACUUUCACGAAUAAAGAAGGAAAAGGGAAACUGGCAGUAAAAUCAGGUUUAGAAAUGGUUUCUGUUAAAGAAAUAGUUAAAGCCGGUGGAGAAAUUAUUAGAAUAUUAGAUGGUAUAUUAUACGAAGAAAACUUUAAAACUCCACCAUAUAGAGAUUAUAUUUUAAUUUUAAGAUAUCUUAGAAAUAAAUAUAAACAAGAAGGUAAUAUUGUGGGUAGUAAUUGCAUGAAAUUAUUAGGCAAUUCCUUGUAUGGCAAAUCUAUUCAGAAGGAUAGAAACACGAGAAAUCAUUUGUGGAAUGAAGUAACUUUUCAGGCUAACUUCGACUCGCAUGUUAAAAACUAUGAAAAAAUAAAUGAUACUCAAUAUUUCGUUGAGACAGAAAUUGAAGAAAAGGAGAUUACUGCUGAAGAUCACUCAACUAAAUCUACAGGACUAACACCUAGUCAUUUGGGGUCAUUCGUUUAUCUCACAGUAAAAAAAUAA